Harpegnathos saltator (Jerdon's jumping ant) is the source of this 3087-nucleotide messenger RNA. RefSeq lists its product as uncharacterized. The record is from RefSeq and is a predicted model, not a curated record. Gene Ontology annotation, molecular function: olfactory receptor activity; odorant binding. NCBI's taxonomy places the organism in Eukaryota, Metazoa, Arthropoda, Insecta, Hymenoptera, Formicidae. The transcript is spliced from 8 exons. Gene Ontology annotation, cellular component: plasma membrane. Bases 8 to 2446 code for a protein of 812 amino acids. Gene Ontology annotation, biological process: detection of chemical stimulus involved in sensory perception of smell; sensory perception of smell.
CGUUAGCAUGCAACUGUUCUCUUUGAAUUUUUUUAUAUACAGCCUCAGCGGCAUAUGGCGACCUGUCGGCUGGUCGUCCAGCUGCGCUAAACUGUUGUACAGCGCGUUCACCGUCUUCACGGUAGUCCCGUUGUAUUUCAUGAUGCUGACUCAACUCAUGGAUGUCGUCCUCGUGGUCGAUAACAUGGACGAUUUCACGAAUAAUUCCCUGCUGCUAGUGAGCGUGAUUUCCGUCUGUUGCAAGGCCACGGUCGCCAUAUUGCGUCGGAAAGCGAUCAUCGGGUCGGUGGAGAUGUUGCUGACGGAGCCGUGUAAGCCUCGCGACGAGGACGAACUGGCCAUACAGGCGAGAUUCGACGCGUUCAUCCGGUCAUGCUCAAUAAAAUACUUACUUCUGGCAGUGACUUCCCUAACGAGCAUCAUAUUGAGAUCGUUGUUGAACAUCAUACAAGGACAAUUACCUUACAGAGUAUGGCUGCCUUACGACUCGCGUAAACCGUCCUUGUUUCUCAUCACGUCGAUCCAUCAGAUCGUCACUUCGAUCUUCGCCACUUUCAUCAAUGUCGGCACGGAAACCUUAGUGUUCGGUUUCUUCUUGCAAACGUGCGCGCAGCUGGACAUUCUCAAGUGCCGUCUCAACAAAGUCGUCAAUAACGAAGCGGCCGAUUACCGAGCGAAUCGGCCACUUUCCUUGCCAAAGAUGAAGCAAACGGUGAUCUCGCAACACAUACGCCACCACCUCAGAAUUUACAAAUACGCCAAGAUGAUGAACCGCGUGUUCAACCAGGUGCUGUUCAUGCAAUUUUCCGGCAGUAUACUGGUGCUAUGCACGAGCGUGUAUUACAUAUCGACGCAUCUCAUGGAGCCCGACGCCAUGGGUUACAUUGUGUACACAAUCUGCAUGUUCACGCAAAUCUUUGUUUAUUGCUGGUCUGGAAACGAAGUUAUCCUCAAAAGCGCGAGCUUAGCGGACGCAGUCUACCACGCGGACUGGUCCUCAUUGCCGGUCAGCGAGCGCAAGGAUUUGCUGAUGAUCAUGAUGCGUAGCACGAUACCCAUCAAGUUUACCAGCAGCUUCUUGAUAACCUUGUCUCUCCGGUCUUACAGCAACGUUAGUACUAACUCACUCAAUAGUCGAUACUCGAGCGCUGCUCGGCGCCAUUUUCUCUCAAGACACGAUUGUUCACGUCCUAAUUUCUCUCAGCGGUCUCGCGCGAUCGUGAGCAUGCAACUGCUUUCGUUGAAUUUUCUUAUAUACAGCCUCAGCGGUGUAUGGCGGCCCAUCAGUUGGUCGUCCAGCUGCGCUAAACUGCUCUACAGCGCGUUCACCGUCUUCACGGUAGUCCCGUUGUACUUCUUGGUGCUGACUCAACUCAUGGAUAUUGUUCUCAUCGUCGAUAACAUAGACGAUUUCACGAAUAACUCCCUGAUGCUGGUGAGCAUCAUUUCCGUCUGUUGCAAAGCCACGGUCGUCGUGUUACGUCGGGGCGCGAUCACCGGUCUGGUGGAGAUGCUGCUGACGGAGCCGUGCAGGCCUCGCGACGAGGACGAACUGGCCAUCCAGGCGAGAUUCGACGAGUUCAUCCGGUCAUGCUCAAUAAAAUACUUGCUUCUAGCAAUGAGUUCCGUGACGAGCGUCACAUUGAGGUCGGUAAUAAGCAUCAUAGAGGGUCAUUUACCUUACAGAGUAUGGCUGCCUUACGACUCGCGUAAAUCGUCGUUGUUUCUCAUCACAUCGAUCCAUCAGAUCGUCUCUCUGAUCUUCGCCACUUUCAUCAACGUCGGCACGGAGACCUUGGUGUUCGGCUUCAUCCUGCAAACGUGCGCCCAGCUGGACAUUCUCAAGUGCCGCCUCAACAAGAUCGUCAAUAACGAAACGGCCGGCUACCGAGCGAAUCAGCCACUUUCCUUGCCGAACAAGAAGCAAAUGGUCAUCUCGGAACACAUACGCCACCAUCUGAGAAUUUACACGUACGCCAAAAUGGUGAACCGCGUGUUCAACCAGGUGCUGUUCGUCCAGUUUUUCGGCAGUAUACUGGUGUUGUGCACGAGCGUGUAUUACAUGUCGGCGCACAUCACGGAGCUUGGGGCUCUGGGUAUCGUGGUGUACACAAUCUGCAUGUUCGCGCAAAUCUUGGUUUAUUGCUGGUCCGGAAACGAAGUUAUUCUCAAGAGUGCGAGCUUAGCGGACGCAGUCUACCACGUGAACUGGUUCUCAUUGCCGGUCAGCAAGCGCAAGGACUUGUUGAUGAUCAUGAUGCGUAGCACAAUCCCCAUCAAGUUUACCAGCAGCUUCUUGAUAACCUUGUCUCUCCAGUCUUACAGCAACGUUAGUACCGAUUCUCUCGAUACUCGAGCGGUGCCCCGCGCCAUUUUCUCUCAAGAUACAAUUGUUCACGUUCUAAUUUCGCUUUCAGAUCCUGAGAACGUCGUACUCGGCAUUUAACGUGCUACAACAAUCCUGAAAUGUUCGGCGAACUGUCUCACUCGCCUGUCGUAUCUUGGCGACGAUGACGAACUGAUAGACCUAGCUUGCAAAAGUUCGUUGGAUCGUUGUCGAUGAUUUCAUCGGUUCGGAAACGACCGCCUGAAAUGCGGCGGUAGAAUUAUGCUGGAUGGCAUAAUGGACGGAUAAUUUCAAAUUAUAACGACAUAUGAUAAUUCGGACGCUUCACUGUGCCUGAAAAGUUCGCGAUUACGCUUAAUACAAUAUAAUGAAUGAAAAAUCAAUGAGAGCUGGCGCUGGUUGUUCUCUGCGAAAUUAAAAGACGAAUUUCGAUUCUCAACAUCAAAUUCAAAUUCAAACUUGGACCAUAAUUUAAAAGAGUGUCGCUAAAAAUCCGAUAAACUUUUGCAUGUCCUUGACACAUUUAGAAUGUGACCAUACUACUUUCAUAUACAAUAGUAAAUAAUCGUGUAAGAGAUCGUACAAGAUCCCGUUUCAAGUUUUGAAUAUUCGGCGUUCGACGUCUUGCAACGGCCUUGAGAUGAGAUGUAUGUCGGAUAUCUGAUCGGAAGUAUAUCCGGAAGUAUAUCCAUCGUAAUGAUGCUUCACAGUUUCUAAUAAAUUACAAAGGUCGUACAUGA